AGGAAAUAACGAUUACUUGGUGGCCAGAGACCAGAAGAGAGAGAGAGAGAGAGAGAGAUUGGGAUAUAGGCAUGAGAAUGGAUGAAUCCUUCAAGAGGCCAGGAUCCAUUCCAUUCAAGUGGGAGAUCCAACCAGGCAUUCCCAAGCCUCACAGCCAUUCCAACCCUUCCUCCCCACUAGAAACCAAGCUCAGCCCCCCUCCUUCAAGGACACCUCCAUCCCCAUCCCCCAGUAUCUUCACCUCGCCAUUGCGACCAAAGCUCAGCCCCCUUCCUUACAGCACCCCUCCAUCCCCUUUCCAAUCCCCCACCACCCCUCGCUCUUCUUCAGCUUCGCCAUCCAAGCGACGUGGUCACCACAUUCUCCAGUCUAAGAUUCAUGCUUUCUCUCAUGAGGUUGCUGUUGUUUCGCAAGGCUGCUUUCCAGUUCCACCAAUCCGACGCAAGGAUGACAAGAGAAGCAUCGGCGGUGGAGGCAUCGAGAUGAUCUUCCCUUCUCGGCAUCGUUCCAUGCCGACUCGGAGCUCACCUUCCUUCUCGUCGCCGUUCAGAAAGUCCUCAUGGGCAAGGGAUGAGGUGGAGGUGGCCGCUCGCUGGCUCUUUUAGACUACUUUUAAUGGAUUACAGCGUAUCUUUGUAUAAAAGGAUUGGAACGGCUAUCAUCAGCUAGCAUAGCAGCAAUAAUGUCUGGUUGUAUACCUAGUCAACAGCUAUAUAGGUAUUGUGCUAAGAUUUUCAACAGAAUGAACUGAAGUCUUAUGUUAAGCUU
Phoenix dactylifera (date palm) is the source of this 768-nucleotide messenger RNA. Lineage: Eukaryota; Viridiplantae; Streptophyta; Magnoliopsida; Arecales; Arecaceae. The record is from RefSeq and is a predicted model, not a curated record.